AUGGAUCUUGGGAAUUUCUUUAUGGAAUAUGCUAAGGUUACAUCAAUUAAACCAAUAGGUGUGGAGCAAGUUCAAACCACAACACAAGACAGCUAUUAUUUUCUCGGUCAAAAACUGCCCCUUUGGGAAGUGCGCGGACAGAUUGAGUUCCACGGGAAAGAGCUAGAGUCCACUAAGGUAAAGCCAUUUUGUUUCGUCACUCCACACGUGGUCUUAGCUACAGGAAACUCUGACCAACCCAGAAAGAUGGGUGUUCCAGGAGAGGACUUACCGUUUGUGUUGCACUCGUUAAUAGAACUUGAACGGUUACUGUCAGGCAGCCAGCUGCAUGACAAGUCCAACAACUUGGUGGUUGUAGGAGCUGGCUUGUGUGCUGCUGAUGCUAUUAUUGCUGCUCAUUUUAGUGGCAUCCACAUCACCCACGUCUUUAGGCGGGACGUGGAGGACCCCGAGCUUAUUUUUAAUAAUUUACCCCAGAAUAUGUAUCCCGAGUAUCAUAAGGUCCACCAGAUGAUGGCCGACACCUCUGGAGUUCUUUAUUCUCGAUACAAGUCUUACCCCAAACACCAGCUUGUGCAAGUUCUGCCCAAUCACACUGUGAUCCUAGAACACACUACUAAAAAAGAAAGUAAGAUUGUCAUAGAUGCUGCCUAUGUCAUUGUGUUAAUAGGAAUGCAGCCAGAUCUAAGUUUCAUAUCAAACUGUAGUUCUGAACUGACAGUCAGACCCGAAGAACCCAUCAAUUGUCGGCAGAACCCUAUAGCGAUUAAUCCUUACACGCAUGAGAUGGCAACCUAUUCCGGUAUCUUUGCUAUGGGACCCCUAGUAGGGGAUAACUUUGUACGAUUUGUACAUGGGGGAGCCUUAGCUAUUAGCACUUACUUACACCAGAAGUUAAAAACAUUUAGCCACUCUGAAUGA
Limulus polyphemus (Atlantic horseshoe crab) is the source of this 921-nucleotide messenger RNA. RefSeq names its product oxidative stress-induced growth inhibitor 1-like. Bases 1 to 921 code for a protein of 306 amino acids. The transcript has a single exon. The record is from RefSeq and is a predicted model, not a curated record. Gene Ontology annotation, molecular function: oxidoreductase activity. Lineage: Eukaryota; Metazoa; Arthropoda; Merostomata; Xiphosura; Limulidae.